AUGUCCUACCCCGACGAGAUCCCUCCGGAUUUCGUGACCCCUCACGACGGCACCCACCCGGGCGACGAGCCGCUCAGGCCGUUGGACACCGUCAUCGCCCUCUACGACUUCGCCGCCACCCAGCCGCUGCACUUGCCCCUCCGCCUCGGCGACACCGUGUACAUAUUGGCCAAGGCCGCCAACGGGUGGUGGGACGGCGUCGUCAUCGGCGCCAGCGGCGAUCUCCAGCGCGGGUGGAUCCCCCACAACUACGUCCGCUCGGUCAAUUACGUCCAGCCGGUGCUCAACAAGCUCAAAAGCAACAAGGAGCUCGACUCCAUCACCGCGGCAAACACCGCCGCCAACGUGCUUAUUCCCUCGUUCACCAGCUUGCUCCAAAAGAACCUCGCCGACUACUCGGAACGCCUGACCUCCCAGGACACCACGCGAAAAAACUCGGUGGUGCUGUUUGCCAGCGAAGACACUCAGAGCUCCCACGAAACUUCUCAGAAACAAUCACAGGCGCCACCGCCUCUGGGGGCAACUACCCAUAACCCCCUGGUGGCCACCACCAUCACUCUAGGGCUGGACGAACAACCUCUGCAGGUGGAACUGCCGCUGGUCGGCGACCCUGCACCUGAGGAACGCAGCCCGCUGCCGGUAUACGUCCUGGAGACUGAAGCCGAGCGGCUAGCUGAUGACUAUGUGGCCGAAUGGGGCCGCGGCGUAACUUGGAUUCCGCGGUGCACUAUUGGCGGCGAUUUCUCGUUCUUCCUGCCUCAGCUUGAGGUCUACUGCGAAGUGGUACCUAUGACCAAUUUCACCGCCUCCAAUUUAACCAUUCCCGCCCCCAUUGAGGCACCGCUGUUCGAACUGUUAAAGAACCUGAGCAAAAUGGUUGAUGCCGAUGCCGAAAUGCCUCGCCAACCACUGAAACUUUCUACCGCUCCGACUUUUGACCUGGGCGGACUGGUGUUUAAACGUGAUAGUAACGCGUCGCUGCUGAUCUCCCAAGGACUGCAACUGCUAUACCACCACUUUACUCAAUCAUUCUUUUACUUGGACGACUUGUUCUACCCGCAACUGGGCGAUCUUCAGCAGUGGGACCAGGUGCCGCCGGCGAUGGACCAGAUCUUAGAGUACACGCUGAUCGCCGUCCGCGACCAGAACAAGCCGUUGUUCACCACCCAUAUGGACCGGGUACAACGCAUCAUUGCCCUUUGCAUUCUUGCUCUGAGACUCACUCAGGACGACUUCAACGGCACUCGCUUCGAGAAGCUGGUACGGCGCCGGUUAAAACGCCUCACCGCCCUGUUUUCCCAAUUAUACAUUAAUGGUCUCUUAUACUUGCUGUUAACUCAUUAUCUGGGGUCGCUUAACGAAGCCGGACCGGUGCUCCAAAACGAUAUCCGCCACUUAAACAAGCAGAGCCCGCUGAACCAAGUGCUGGUGCUGCUGUCAGGGAUUGAUAGCGUUGGCCCGCCGCUGCUGGAAAACCUGAUGGCGCUGAAGUCUGACGCCGCUUAUUUGGCUCAAUUUGAGAAGGAAGUGGUCGAGCUCAAACACAUUAUUAGAGGUAUUGUUCGCAUCUUCAACAAGGUCACCGAAGGUAAACGUGUUUACCGCCGCCAUUACGAUCUGAGCGAUACCGAGGCCGAGUCAGAUGACGAUAUGACUGGUGCUGACCGUCUGGGCCGGCUUCCCCAAGUGUACCCUCGGUUCUUCACCGACGAGUUCAACGGCGGCAACUGGUGUAACCCGUUUUUCAUGUCGCAAAACCCAGUGCUCAACGUACUGGGUGAUGACCUCAAAAACCGCUACCAUUCCAAAAUCGUCAUUGACCAACAAAUGUACGACCAGGUGGUGGGCAUCCUGGACAAAAUGCGUGAACUUCUGCAACUGACACUUGCGUUCCUCACUCCGGAAAGGCAACAAGAGUUCUACAACGACACCCUCAAGCAGGAGAGAAACACUCAGAUAUUGCGGCUUGUGUACAAAUACUUGUUCCACGCGUCGCUGCUUAUUGACGUCAUCGAGCUGUUGGACUUUACCGUGUUCUGUCUUGUGAAGAAAGCGACUCCUGGCGAGUCGGACGACAGCCACAUACCGGGCUAUGAUGGCGACAAUGACGAUGACGGCGACGACGAAAUCCGCAAACGGCCUCCCUCCAGCCGCCGCCAACUGCGUAAAGAACCCGAGAUCGAUGCCCUGGAGUUCCAGUCGAACCUUGCCUUUGAUUAUCCCAUUGUACUCGAGUUCUUCCAGCUCAAACAGAAGUUCCAUGACUUAAUCAUGUCGGUGAUUAUGGGCACUCAGGCAUUGACGUUGGAAGACCCCGAUGUGUUCAAGGGGCUUAGGGAGGAAGACCAGCUCAUCUAUGAUAAGGAUCAGAUGAAAGACCCUCAGGAGAAGUCGGCAGCAGUACUUGCUCACAUUUUACUUGAACACGCUAAUCACCAUCGCGAUGGUGCCAUUUCCACUAACCCCGAUGUGGUGCUUUCUGAACAUCUUAGUGACCUGAUGAAGUUCCUUAAUCUGAUUCAGAAAAUCCUUCAACAACUUAUCGAAGAGCGGGAAACCAUUCUCAACUAUGCCACUCGUGUGCUCCACGAUGACUUGAACGUCCAACUUCUCGUCAUUGAGCGUAACAACACGUUGAUGUCGGAGAAGUCGGGGCCGCUGCAUCUGAACCUGUCGGUGGCAGCAGUGACCCUGGGCGUCGGCGGUGAUAUCACUCUGAACAUUGCUGCGGCAGCGAUGAAGAAAAGCGCCCGCGGAUCGUCAAACUCUCUGGCCGAUGCUCCCUGGUUUUUGGAGGGCGAUGAAGAGUUUGAUCUCAUCUUGGACAUUAAGGGUAACGUCAAGGGUGGUACCAAGGAGGCUUUAGUGGCUCACUUAACCCACCACGACCUCUUUGACCUGGCUUUCAACGCGGCCUUUUUGCUUACGUUCCCGACGAUGUUAUCGUUGGGUGAGCUUUUGGCUUUGCUCAUCAAUCGGUUCCAUAUGGAUGCUCCUGAUGGACUCUCCUUUGAAGAGUACAACUUGUGGUCGACGAAAAAGCGCAACCCGAUGCGGUUGAGAGUGAUGAAUAUCAUGAAGUUGAUCGUGGAAAAGCACUGGACUGAUCUGUACUACAAUGAGCUGGUGCUUCGCCGCUGGCUUGUGUUUGCUCAGCUGAAACCGGUACAACAGUUCCUGAUUGGCAAGCAAUUAGCCGUGGACUUAACUAAACUUUUAGCCGGGGAAAGAGUUUGCUUCGACCGAGUGCCGAUGAUACUCCCAGGCAAAGCGCCUAACCCUAUCACUAAAGGUCUGAUCCACGUCAAGAGAGCCAAAUUAACCGAUAUCGACUAUAUGGAACUUGCUCGUCAAUUGACUAUCAGAGAGUUUGCCAUGUACCUGAGAAUCCUGAAGUUUGCCUGUUUAGCCAAAGUGUGGGGUAAGAAGCUGGGGCUCAGUGAGCUGUACGACGAAAUCACCGCUUUCAUCAAGGCGCUGAACCAACUUACCAACUUUGUCGCCUACCUGAUUUUGCGCAAGCUGGACCCUCGCAAACGGGUACACAUAAUUCGGUACUGGGUACAGGUGGCGGAGAAGUGUCGUCAGUACAACAACUUCUCGCUGAUGACGGCAAUUAUUCUGGCGUUGUAUUCACUGCCGAUCCACCGGCUCAAGAAGACAUGGAAGUUUUUGAGUGGAGAGACGCUGAACCAUUUGCAUAACAUGAACAAGUUGAUGAAUCUGCUGCGUAACUUCAACGAGUACCGUGACGUGUUGAAGUUCAUUGGGCUGGAGCCCUGCGUGCCGUUCUUCGGGGUGUAUCUUCUGGACCUUACAUUCGUUUAUCACGGCAACCCCGACAAUUUGAUGAACCGCCUGCGCUUGAUCAACUUCGCUAAACGCGCCAAGACGUGUGAGAUACUCGGAGGCAUUGAUCGGUUCAAGACCACCGGCUACAACUUCCAGACGGUGAAGGAGAUCCAGAUGUUUUUGGACGUGUGGUAUGAGAAGUGCCCCACCAUCGCCGAACAGUAUCAAAUCUCUCUUCAACUUGAACCGCGGGAAGGUAGUCUUGCGGAUGAAAACAAGUCGAGGAAGUCCAAAGGUCACGGUAUUGCACCUAACUUUGAACGGAUGAUUUUGAGGUCGUGA
Molecule: messenger RNA, 4134 nt
Organism: Diutina rugosa
Lineage: Eukaryota; Fungi; Ascomycota; Pichiomycetes; Serinales; Debaryomycetaceae
Gene: CSC25
Product: Ras family guanine nucleotide exchange factor
Exons: 1
Coding region: 1-4134 (1377 amino acids)
Biological process (GO): Ras protein signal transduction; positive regulation of GTPase activity
Cellular component (GO): plasma membrane
Molecular function (GO): guanyl-nucleotide exchange factor activity; protein binding
Source: RefSeq, a predicted model, not a curated record